Hemiscyllium ocellatum (epaulette shark) is the source of this 2958-nucleotide messenger RNA. RefSeq names its product zinc finger protein 850-like. Lineage: Eukaryota; Metazoa; Chordata; Chondrichthyes; Orectolobiformes; Hemiscylliidae. The record is from RefSeq and is a predicted model, not a curated record.
UCAGGCGCUUGUGAAGGUGUUGCUGCUCCUCUCUCUAUGAAUGAAGAUUGAACUUCAUCCCAGACUGCAACUUCUUUCUUCUGUCCAAAUUUGUGAGCCGCACUCGGACCACGCAGGGCUGUGGGUCCGACCCGGACCUGCACAUUUCGAUCCAGUGUGCCCGCUCCACACUCAACAGGCCCGACUCCAACUCCAGCCCCAGGAAUCCAAUAAGGUCUUCGCCUUCCUCGCAUUCCGGAAGACCCACGAGCUAGUAUUUGAUCUGAAGAUGAAGUUUCAAAAUCAAGAUGAAGGGCUUAUGCCUGAACCAUUGACUCUCCUGCUCCUCGGAUGCUGUCUGACCCGCAGUUUUCGACUCUGAUUCUCCAGCAUUUGUGAGUCACUCAAUCCAUCGGGACUGCAACAAUUUUCGACUGUGAUCCAAUUGGUUCCUGUUUCAGUCUGUUUUCAGCAUCAGUGGGACUGGAAGAGAGACCCUACUGUUGCAGCAACACAGAGUGAGGAGCCUGAAACAGUUAUCUGGCCUGAAAAGAGGAAUUCAAGGCUGGGAGAGGACAUACACGCGUUUGUGUGCAACUGUAGCUUCGGCCAUGGAGAAACCAUGGAAGUGUGGCGACUGCGGGAAAGGUUUCCGUGUCCCGUCUGCCCUGGAGACACAUCGUCGCAGUCACACCAGGGAGAAGCCAUUCUCCUGUCCUGAGUGCGGGAAGGCCUUCAGUGAUUCCUCUGCCCUGCUGAGGCACCGGCGAGUGCACACAGGGGAGAGGCCCUUCAGCUGCCCUGAGUGCAGGAAGAGCUUCAGCGAUUCCUCCGCCCGGCUGAGGCACUUGCGGGUGCACACAGGGGAGAGGCCCUUCAGCUGCCUCAAGUGUGGGAAGGCCUUCAACGAUUCCUCCGCCCUGAUCAGGCACCAGCGGCUGCACACAGGGGAGAGGCCCUUCCGCUGCCCCGAUUGUGGGAAGGUGUUCACUCGCUCCUCCCACCUCGUGAUUCACCGGCGGGUCCACACCGGUGAGAAGCCCUUCCCCUGCCCCAAAUGUGGGAAGGCCUUCAGCGAUUCCUCUGACCUGCUGGCCCACCGGCGGGUCCACACUGGCGAGAGGCCGUUCACCUGCUCUGUCUGCGGGAAGUGCUUCACACGCUCUUCUGACCUGCUGAAGCACCAGCGUGUCCACACUGGGGAAAGGCCCUUCAGCUGCUCUGAGUGCGGGAAGGGCUUUACUCAGGCAUCCCACCUGCUGACACACCGGUGGGUCCACACUGGGGAGAGGCCGUUCACCUGCCUCGAGUGCGGGAAGGGCUUUGCUGAUUUAUUCAGUUUGUUAAUCCACCGCUGUGUCCACACCGGGGAGCGGCCCUUCACCUGCUCAGUCUGCGGCAAGGGCUUCACCCAGUCGUCCCACCUGCUGUCCCACCAGCGGGUCCACACCGGGGAGAGGCCGUACGCCUGCUCCGAGUGCGGGAAGGACUUCAGCGACUCGUCCACCCUGCUGCGGCACCAGCGGGUCCACACCGGGGAGCGGCCCUUCACCUGCUCCGUCUGCGGCAAGGGCUUCACCCAGUCGUCCCACUUGCUGUCCCACCAGCGGGUCCACACCGGGGAGAGGCCGUACGCCUGCUCCGAGUGCGGGAAGGACUUCAGCGACUCGUCCACUCUGCUGCGGCACCAGCGGGUCCACACCGGGGAGCGGCCCUUCACCUGCUCCGUCUGCGGCAAGGGCUUCACCCAGUCAUCCCACCUGUUCUUACACCAGCGGGUCCACACCAGGGAGAGGCCGUUCAGCUGCUCAGUCUGCGGCAAGAGCUUUACCCACUCGUCCAACCUGCUGACCCACCGCCGGGUCCACACCGGGGAACGGCCCUUCACCUGCUCCGUCUGCGGCAAGGGCUUCACCCACUCGUCCACCCUGCUGUCCCACCAGCGGGUCCACACCAGGGAGAAGCCGUUCAGCUGCUCUGUCUGCGGCAAGAGCUUCACCCACUCGUCCACCCUGCUGACCCACCAGCGGGUCCACACUGGGGAGAGGCCCUUCACCUGCUCGGUCUGCGGCAAGGGCUUCACCUGGUCGUCCACCCUGCUGCAGCACCAGCGGGUCCAUACCGGGGAGCGGCCGUUCUUCUGCCCUGAGUGCAGGAAGGCCUUCAGCAAUUCCUCCGCCCUGCAGGCCCACCAGCAGGUCCACACAGGGGAGAGGCCGUUCCCCUGCACUGAGUGCGGCAAGAUCUUUAGCAAUUCCUCCAUCCUGCUGAAGCACCGGCGGGUCCACACGGGGGAGAGGCCCUUCAGCUGCCCUGAGUGCGGGAAGGCCUUUACACAGGCGUCCAUCCUGCUGACCCACCGGCGGAUCCACACUGGGGAGAGGCCGUUCUCCUGCCCCGAGUGUGGGAAGGGAUUCAGUCAGGUGGGCAACUUGCGUACGCACCAGAGGGUCCACACUGGGGAGAAGCCCUUCAGCUGCCCCGAAUGUGGGAAGGCCUUCAGCUAUUCCUCCGACCUGCUGAAGCAUCAGCGCGUCCACACCGGGGAGAGGCCCUUCAGUUGCCCCGAGUGCGGGAAAGGCUUCAGCGAUUCCUCCGACCUGCUGAAGCACCAAAGGGUCCACACAGGGCAGAAGCCCUUCAGCUGCCCCGAGUGCGGGAAGGCCUUCAGCGAUUCCUCUGCCCUGGUGAAGCAUCGGCGAGUCCACACGGGGGAAAGGCCCUUCGACUGCCCCGAGUGCGGGAAAAGCUUUGCCCGGUCCUCCAACCUGCUGACCCACCGGCGGAUCCACGGGGAGAGGCCCUUCAGUUGCCUCGAAUGCGGGAAAGGCUUCACCCGCUCUUCCCACCUCCGGAGCCACCAGCGAGUUCACGUGCCAUCGCAGGGGGAUUGAAGGAGUGACGGCCAAGUGCCAUUAUCGACUGGAUGAUCAACCCAGUUCCAGGGAUUCCGGGUUCAAUUCCCACCGCGACAGAUGG